This is a messenger RNA of Perca fluviatilis (European perch), 4538 nucleotides long. Its product is annotated as DNA-binding protein SATB2-like. The record is from RefSeq and is a predicted model, not a curated record. The transcript has 12 exons. Gene Ontology annotation, molecular function: DNA-binding transcription factor activity, RNA polymerase II-specific; RNA polymerase II cis-regulatory region sequence-specific DNA binding. Gene Ontology annotation, biological process: chromatin remodeling; regulation of transcription by RNA polymerase II. Lineage: Eukaryota; Metazoa; Chordata; Actinopteri; Perciformes; Percidae. Bases 245 to 2719 code for a protein of 824 amino acids.
UUACUGCUCUUUACUCAGCGGGCAGCAGCACUCUGUCCUCAUCACUCCUUGUCUUUAUAUCUCCUCGCUCGUUCUGCCAGCGUGCUGCUUUUGACACAAAGGGAAACGUUGGGGAAAUUCAUAUCGUCUCAGGCUGGAUUCUCUCGUUUACACCAAUGGAUGGAGUUUAUUCCCCAGCAAGCACAGUGACUUCUUAAAAACUUCCCACUCUGUGCUGGGUGCUCCUCCUGGAGUUUUCAGGGUGAUGGAGCAGCGCGGAGGUGCAGGCGGGGGAACGGAGAGCCCCAGCCUUCGGGACAGCACCAGCCCAGAGGAGAGAGGAGGGGAGAGCCCUGCCUCCAGUGGGCCCCCGCCGUGCAAGUUGAGCCUCCUGGAGGUCAACGGCAGCCCAGCAGCUCCGCGGACCAGACAGAACGGCACGCCGCUGAGGCGACUAGGAGGUCUGAUGAUCCCAGUCUACUGUGUGGUGGAGCACGCCGAUGUGGGCGUAGCUGGUGACUGUGAGGGGCACGGCGACCGUCACGCUGAGUUUGUGUUGGUUCAUAAGGAUGUCCUCUUCACGCAGCUGGUGGAGACGGCACUGGUCGCCCUGGGAUACUCGCACAGCGCAGCUGUACAGGCAAGUGGCAUCAUUAAAGUGGGCCGUUGGAAGCCGAUGCCCAUCCACUACCUAACAGACGCUCCAGAGGCAACCGUGGCUGACAUGCUGCUGGACGUUUACCACAUGGUUACACUGCGGAUCAUACUGCACAGCUUUGCCCGGCUGGAGGAGCUGCCGUCAGAGCAGUGGACCCACGCCACAGUGAGGAACGCCCUCCGAGAGCUGCUCAGAGAGACCAACCAGUGCGCGCUGGCCAAGGAGUGUCCUCUCUCCCAGAGCAUGAUCUCAGCGAUACUGAACAGUUCCUACUACAUAAACGUCUCCACCUCUAAAUGCCAGGAGUUUGGACGCUGGUACAAGAGGUACAAACGCAUCAAAGGUGAAUACAUUGAAAAGAUGUGGUCAGCACAGGACAAAUCGGAUAUUAAAGUGGAGAGGGAUCUGGACUUGAGCGUCCUCAGCCAGCGUCCCCCCUCUCACUUACCCUCCCCCACUCAUAUGGGCACCCUAGGCGGCCCUGGAGCUCUGUCCAUCAAGGGUGGCCUCGGGGACUCUCAGACCUCCACCCAGCCUCAAUGUCUGCCUCACCACGCCAGCCAGCACCACCCCGGUGCACCGCUGCGUCCCCAGGGCCCACCUCUCCUGGGCCACAGUGGGCUCCUGUCCCCUCAGCUCGUCCGUCAGCAGCUCGCCAUGGCCCACCUCAUCAACCAGCAGCUGGCCGUCAGCCGCCUGCUCGCGCACCAGCACCCGCAGGGAGUCAACCAGCAGUUUCUCCACCACCCGCCCAUCUCACGGACCUGCAAGGGCCCCGGGACCGCUACCGAGCACGGCCUCAACUGCUCAGGGGCCGAAGUCUCCUCCGCCAUUUACCAGCAAGUCAGGAACGAGCUGAAGAGGGCCAGCAUUUCUCAGGCGGUGUUCGCCCGUGUGGCUUUCAACCGCACCCAGGGGCUCCUGUCAGAGAUCCUUCGUAAGGAGGAAGAUCCUCGCUCGGCCUCCCAGUCGCUGCUGGUCAACCUGAAGGCCAUGCAGAACUUCCUCAACCUGCCGGAGGGCGAGCGAGACCGCAUCUACCAGGAGGAGAGAGAGAGGAGCACUAACUCCAACCACAACCUCUCCACCAACCACCUCUCCAGCAGCAACACGCACAGAACCCCACAGCAGACAAAGUGCAUCAUGCCUGCUGCUGAGCUGCCGUUGAAGUUGGACUCGCUGGUGAACAUCUCGUCAGGCAUCUAUGAUGAGAUCCAACAGGAGAUGAAGAGGGCGAAGGUCUCCCAGGCUCUGUUCGCCAAGGUGGCCGCCAAUAAAAGUCAGGGCUGGCUGUGUGAGCUGCUCAGGUGGAAAGAGAGCCCGAGCCCUGAGAACCGCACGCUGUGGGAGAACCUGUGCACCAUCCGGAGGUUCCUGGCGUUGGCGCCGGCCGAUAGAGAUCAAGUCUACGAAGAAGAGUCGAGGCAGCAGCACAGCGAGCGGCUCCACACCGUCCUGCACAUCCCAGACCAGCAGGCCCUCCACAGACAGCCUCUGACCACUCCUUCUCCGAUUCACGAAGACCCAAAGCCCAUCCCGUUGCUGGUCUUGCACGGCCCAGAGGAGCGUGGCGUGAGCCCCACCCCCGGAGGAGGCGGACCGAAGAAGGCCCGCUCGCGGACGCGGAUUUCCCUCGAGGCUCUUGGAAUCCUGCAGAGCUUCAUCGGCGACGUGGGGCUCUACCCGGACCAGGAGGCCAUCCACACCCUGGCAGCCCAGCUGGAUCUGCCCAAGCACACCAUCGUCAAGUUCUUCCAGAACCAGCGCUACAACGUCAAGCACCACAACCCGGUCAGAGAACCCGUCCCCGGGGAGGACGACCGGGAGAGCUCGAGUCCCAGCGAUGGGGGCGUCUGCGCGGGGGAGAGUCGAGGGGAGGAGGGCCUCUCUGUGUCCGAGGAGUCCAGCGAGGAUGGGAGCGGAUCAGCGGAGGUGUUCAGAACAAAGGGAGAAGAAAGAUAUGUGGAAAUGGAGAUGGAGAAGGAAGACGGGGAUGAUGGGAAAGCCUCGGGGCCAGCGACUUCCUCCCUGUCCCCCUACAGCAGCCUGGACAGCCCCCCCUCUGCAGAGCAGCAGAGAUAACAGCAGAGAAGCAAGAUCUGAGGAAAACCUUCGAUGAAAGCAAACUGUGAAGCCAACACACACACAGAUGACCUGUGAAGAAACACACACACGUUCCGCCCCUUCACCAGAGCUGAUGAUCAGAGCUCGUUAAUAUCUGAAGAACUGUGGACAAAUAUUUAAGUCAUGUUUGACUUAAAAAGGGAUUCAACGGUACUACCACUACGUUCAAAUACUUCCAGUAUUUUUGGUUUGAUGCUGCCCGUGAAGAAACAUUUCCUCCUACAUUUUCAGUGUUUUUUUUUUCUUCUUCUAAAGGGAUAGGAACGCAUUUUAAACAGCAUUAGAUCAACACUAUGCUGAAAAACAAGGGGUUCAAAGUGGCAUUCCACAAAACAAUUCUGAAACACCUCUGUAGGCUUUAGAGGCGACUGUAAAAUCUUCUUAAACUGCUCCUGCAGCACAAUCCACUUCUUUUACAGUUCUGUCAAAGUAUCUAUCACAAAGUACACCGCUUCAUUCACAAUCAUCAUCUAAGUGCAAUAGUGCAACAUGGAAGCCGUGUAUUUAGUAUCCAAGUAUUAUGACGAACGGACACAGAUGAUAUGCAUUGACCGAGGAGAAGUGGCUUUAGCUGCACGAGUGAUUGGAGAAGUUUGGGGGUCUUCAGCCACCUUUUUAAGCUAACGUUGUUUAUUAUAUUUGGGGCUGAAGUGUUUGACACUCAAAAGUUUGGCUCUUAAGGUGGGGCGAGGGAGGUUUCACUGUAGGCGUUAAGCUGGCAGUAAAGUCCAAAUGUAAUUUGAAUUUGAAAAAAAAGAUACAUUAGUGAGGAGAAAUACUGCAAGGGAAGUGUUUGGCUUCUUUUUGUUGUGCUUUACGUAGGUAGAAAGUAAACUUUAAAGAACUACUGUGACUCUCCAUGGAUGCCAAAUUGCUCACAUGUAACACGCCAAAUGCGUGAUUUGGAGUUUACUGCCAACCUUCCAAACUCACCACACUUAAGCUUUUGAGUAAAAUCCUCCAAAACCUCAGUUAUUUUUCUGGUUAAGAUAUUAGAAAGAAAUAAAAGUCGAUGAAUCAAUUAAAAUAAUUUUGAGAAGCUGCAGUCAGAGCAGAGGUGGGAACGCUUGGCUCUUGUUGUUGGUGUUCGAUGCAUUCACAUUGGGACCAAGAAUAAACUGUACUGACAUUGGUCAGUAUACCUCAUGAGACAAGCAUUCGCAGGGCAAUAACAUGAGCACCUCCACCCAAACUGAAGCCCACUUUACAUUAUCUUUUUUUAAAUGUAUAAUUAUGCUUUAGGAGGUCCCUUCAUUAACGGAGCUCUAUGUGAACCUCUAAAUCAGUUCCACACUACCCUCCCACUGAUAUUUAUUACUAACUUUAUAUUGACUAAAAUCUGAGUAUUGUAAUUAUUUUCUAUUAUUUUCUUUGAUAGGACUACAAAUGUCUUUUGUAAAUGUGUCUAAAAAGAGCAAAAUCUGAAAAGGUAUGAACUCAGUGUUACACAGUUUAAAAGAAUGAUUCUGUAUUUACAGUUUGACUGGAAGAGAACAUGUGUGAGUACAUUAUGAUGUAAAUGUUGACAAUCCACCUGCGAAACUGAAUCUGUCAUCAUAUGUGGGAGGCAACCACUGUCACUGCCACUGUUUUGUGUAAUUUGUGCCACAAAGGAACAGGGUAUAAAUGCACAUUAUUAGUAUUUCAGUUUGACAAUCAUGUCUGUCCUGGAAGCACACAAGGUUUCUGAUUUGUUCCACUUUGAUGUUUUGUCAUUGCUCUUUGAUUCUGUUGUGGGCAGGACAUGAAAAUCUGAUAAAAAAUCUUUUCCAAAGUA